CCAUUAAUUCUUCAAACUUACUACAGGGCUGGAUGCGGUUAGGCACUGUUGAUUAAAAAUAAUAAUAAUAAUAAUAAGACUAAGUCUUUGCCCUCAAAAAAUUCGGCCUGAUUGGGAGAAAUUGUCGGAUAUAUUACAAUACAAGAUGCAAAUAUGGAUGUGGAAACACAGAGACAUUUGAAAGAAGUUAAAUGACCAGAGAAGGAAACGAAGUUUGAAUGGUGAAUCCCAGCUAGCUCUUAGUGUGAAGUGGUGAACUUUGUGGGGUUCCUUUUACUUGGGGAUCAUGCAGAGAUCUUCACGACUGAAGAGGGAGCUGAACUUGUUAGCCACAGAGCCACCCCCAGGCAUCAUGUGCUGGCAAGAAAAGGACCAAAUGGAUGAUCUGCGAGCUCAAAUAUUAGGUGGGGCCAACACACCUUAUGAAAAAGGUGUUUUCAAGCUGGAAGUUAUCGUUCCUGAGAGGUACCCAUUUGAACCCCCUAAGAUCCGAUUUCUGACUCCAAUCUAUCAUCCAAACAUUGAUUCUGCUGGAAGGAUUUGUCUAGACAUUCUCAAAUUGCCACCAAAAGGUGCCUGGAGACCAUCCCUCAACAUUGCAACUGUGUUGACCUCUGUUCAGUUGCUCAUGUCAGAACCCAACCCUGAUGACCCGCUCAUGGCUGACAUAUCCUCAGAAUUUAAAUAUAAUAAGCCAGUCUUCCUCAAGAAUGCCAGGCAGUGGACAGAGAAGCAUGCAAGACAGAAACAGAAGGCUGAUGAGGAAGAGAUGCCUCAUAAUCUGCCAGAGGCCCCUGAUUUAGGAAUACACAACACAGCACAGAAAAAGAAAGCCAGGCACCUUGGAGGACUAGAAAAGAAAUUUUGCCCUGAUAUUUAGGGUAUUUGUUCUGUUUCAUCUUAGUUAAUACAUUUUCAUUCUUUGCUAAGGUGGUCUAAUUUGCCUCCCUUUCUUGAAUGUUUUUCUUUGUAUUUGAUGACAUAAUUUUUGUAUCCUAUAAAGCAGACUCCGUGUAUUUGUGUAUUCUUCACUACAGUGAUUCUCUGAGUAUAGUUUAUUUAUCUUGUACAUACAUAUUUUAAAACCUCUUAACCUGAAAAAUAAAUAUUCAUUUAAUGUUGA
This is a messenger RNA of Choloepus didactylus (southern two-toed sloth), 1123 nucleotides long. It is a transcript of the gene UBE2T, whose product is annotated as ubiquitin conjugating enzyme E2 T. The transcript is spliced from 7 exons. The record is from RefSeq and is a predicted model, not a curated record. Bases 287 to 880 code for a protein of 197 amino acids. Lineage: Eukaryota; Metazoa; Chordata; Mammalia; Pilosa; Megalonychidae.